AUGUCGGAUUCUUUCACCCAACAGUUUUUACAACUUGUCAGAAGAAUUGGAAAUCAACUCAAUCGUAAAGUUGCCGAGGUUCUGUUGGUUCUGACCAAGUACAAGAAUAAAUCAAAGGAAACCAGUAGGUUCUUCAGAUCCGAGGAAUGCUUCCUCUUCAGUUACUCAAGCAGAGUUUCCUAUUCCACUGAACUAGACAGAAUUGACGAGUUACAUCCUCCCCUGAAGUUGACACUUGGAGAGCUUGUGCGGAAGAAGCUACAUGGAAGCCGAAAGAUAACUUGCCAACUGCUUGGUGUAAUUCUGGAGGAGGAGACUCCUGAAGAACUAAAGGAGCAUGCAACCGUGAGGUCCUCUGUGGUGGAAGUUCUGUGGGAAAUCAGCAAAACUUGUGAUGUCUAUCUGAUGGAUAGAAUAAUUGAUGACGAAAGUGGGGAAAGAGUUCUCUUGGCUCUGGAGAACGCUGGUCUUUUUGAAGCUGGUUGUUUGACAAGAGACAAGGUUCUCUUUUGUAGUACUGAAAAUGGGAGGAUGUCUUUCAUUCAGCAAUUAGAACCAGAUUGGCAUGUGGACAGUAACCGUGAGAUUGUCUCACAGCUUUCUAGGUUCAUCAGAUACCAACUGUACGUUUCACCAACUGGAUCGCCUAUCACUGGAUCGAACAUCUUCAGCUCAACAAGUUUGGAUAGCUAUUUAACUGAAUAAAGAGUUGAUUCAAAACAUCAGUUUCUUCCUUAUUAGCACUGUAUAUAUGUCGUCAUUAGGGUAUGACCAGCUGUGGGAUGUAAUGUUGCUUGCUUUGGGGCUUUAGCUUUCGCCUUUGGUACCUUUUAAAUGUAUUCUAGGAUUGGAUGUACGGAUCACUAUAUCUAGGGUUGAAUGAAACAGGGGAAUCUAAAAAUUGCUCGGUGCCAUAUCCUUUCUGCUGCUCAGUUCCAUUGUUAUUUACACUAUAUGUAACUUUUUGCUUUUAUUAGUUGUCGCAAUUAAUGUUUGAGAUUUGGGUUGUAAUACAUCAUGCGUCUUGUGUAUCGUUUCAACUUCUUAA
Molecule: messenger RNA, 1048 nt
Organism: Papaver somniferum (opium poppy)
Lineage: Eukaryota; Viridiplantae; Streptophyta; Magnoliopsida; Ranunculales; Papaveraceae
Product: peroxisome biogenesis protein 22-like
Exons: 8
Coding region: 1-705 (234 amino acids)
Biological process (GO): peroxisome organization
Source: RefSeq, a predicted model, not a curated record